UGCAAUGGAAGUGGUUGGUCGGAUUAGUGUAUAAUUAAGCUUUGAAACUAGAGUUAAAAAAAAUAAGUCUGCAGCAAGAAAAACAGACGGAGGAGAAUUUGGUGUGAAAAGGGGAAUUUUGGAAGAUAUUUUUGGCAUUUUAGAUUUUAAGUGAAACAAGUGAACUGAAGUAAAAAUGAUUAACCGAGUUUUUACGCUUGCAUCAGUGCUUAUCUCCCUCACCACACCCUGCCUCGAAGCCCGCCCGGAGCCCCCAAUCAGUGGUGGAGGUCCCGGCGGCGGCAUUGGCCCCGGUCCCUAUCCUCCGUCCCGGCCCGAGGGCGGUGGUUACAACUACGGCCCGCCACCACUGCCAUCGAUCUCGGUCAACAGUUACGGCUCGGCCACCUCCGAAUAUGGUCCGCCAACGCAGGCUCCCGUAAUUCACAAACACGUGUACGUGCACGUUCCACCGCCAGACCCAGAAGUUCCCACCACCAGAAAACCCAUCUCCGUCCCUCCACCCCAGAAGCACUACAAGAUCGUCUUCAUCAAGGCCCCGUCCCCGCCGACGCCAGCCCCACCCGUAAUCCCACCCCUGCAGCAAAACGAAGAAAAGACGCUGGUCUACGUACUCGUCAAGAAGCAGGAAGAACCGGAAGAGAUCAUCAUCCCGACGCCGGCGGCCACGCCCCCGUCCAAACCGGAAGUCUACUUCAUCCGGUACAAAACGCAGAAACAGGAAGACGGUGGACCAUAUCCGGCGAGUGGGACCCCAAGUGGCGAAUACGGAUCGCCCGCGGGACCUCCGAGCAGCAGCUACGGAGUACCGCUAUAGUUCGGUCCUCUCCGAGUACAUCUACCACAAGUUUCUGAAGCUGUUCGGCAUGGCACGCGCCUAGGUUCGGAUGUCGUGCCAUGGCCUGCUUCCUGCGUCAUUCAUCCUAGUGUUCAUCCAAGUUACAUUCAUAUAGUAGGCCAAUGAAAUACAGCGUUUAGUUUUAUUUUGUAAAA
Molecule: messenger RNA, 993 nt
Organism: Culex quinquefasciatus (southern house mosquito)
Lineage: Eukaryota; Metazoa; Arthropoda; Insecta; Diptera; Culicidae
Gene: TwdlE
Product: leucine-rich repeat extensin-like protein 1
Exons: 4
Coding region: 176-817 (213 amino acids)
Source: RefSeq, a predicted model, not a curated record